Molecule: messenger RNA, 1140 nt
Organism: Cinclus cinclus
Lineage: Eukaryota; Metazoa; Chordata; Aves; Passeriformes; Cinclidae
Gene: UBE2F
Product: ubiquitin conjugating enzyme E2 F (putative)
Exons: 10
Coding region: 129-686 (185 amino acids)
Source: RefSeq, a predicted model, not a curated record
GGAGGAGGAGGAAGAGGAAGAAGAAAGAAGGAGGAGCCGCCACCGCCGCUCCCCCGGGCCGGCGCCGGGGAUGGUGUUGGCCGCGGCAGACGGGCGCUGACGCCGCGCUCAGGUGGGAAGCAGCAGUAAUGCUAACGCUGGCAAGCAAGCUGAAGCGGGAUGAUGGUGUCAGAGGCCCCCGUGCGUCCAACCCAGCGUCUGACUCCACUCGCAGGGUGUCUGUCCGGGACAAAUUACUCGUUAAAGAGGUUGCAGACCUUGAAGCUAAUUUACCUUGUACAUGUAAAGUGAAUUUUCCUGACCCAAACAAGCUCCAUUACUUUCAGCUAACUGUAACCCCAGAUGAGGGCUAUUACCAAGGGGGGAAGUUUCAGUUUGAAACUGAAGUUCCUGAUGCCUACAAUAUGGUGCCUCCAAAGGUAAAAUGUUUGACAAGAAUCUGGCACCCAAACAUUACAGAGACAGGAGAAAUCUGCCUAAGUUUAUUGAGAGAACACUCAAUUGAUGGCACUGGCUGGGCCCCAACCAGAACCUUAAAGGAUAUUGUCUGGGGGUUAAACUCUUUAUUUACUGAUCUUUUGAAUUUUGACGAUCCUUUGAAUAUUGAGGCUGCAGAGCAUCAUUUGCGUGACAAGGAGGACUUUCGGAAUAAAGUUGAAGAUUACAUUAAGCGCUACGCCAGAUGAUGAAGGGGGAUGGAUGGAUGGAUGGAUGGCAGGACCACGGCUCCACUCGAGUUGUCCUGAACUUCAACAGCAGCCAAACCAGCCCGGAUUGUACCAGCCCUGUGUCCAUGUUGUACUGAAGAAGAAAACUAACUUCAUAACCUGUCCAUAUUCAAAGGAGAGUUCAGCAUAAAUACAGCAAGAAAUUGUGUCUGUUGGUUGAAAAAGUUGUCUGCUUCCUUUUACAAAUGUUUACUCUUCUGACUGUACUGUAUAUCCUGUUGAUGAGAUACGCUUUGAGAAGUUAAAAGAAAUCACUAUUGAAAUUGUAAUUACACUUUUUUUUUUUUUAAAUGCUUGCCUAAUGUGGAGGGGGGGGAAGGAAAAAAAGACAAACCCAAACAACCCAAGCAGAAAAGGUGGCAUGUUUUUGGAACAUUUCGAGUUGGCAAUAAAUGGUCUCCUGUGAACCAAA